AGUCUGCCGGCGGCUUCUUUGGCUGACGGAUCUGUCGCCAUUUUUUUAUAUUUUGCCCUCGCUGGGUUUGAACUGAGGAUUCCAUUAUAUAACAUUCUACGCAUUUGUCGAGUUAUCGGUGAAGCUGAAGUGCGCGAAUGCGUGCUCGGCGUAAGGGUAUAAAACCUGGGGGUGGACUAUCGGCGCCAGCGUCUUGCUGCAGCCAUGGAGUCGAGGAUCUGGAUCGCGCUGGCUGCCGUGCUGGCCUGCGCCGCGGCGCUGCAGGCGUCCAACGAGACGGACGAUGCCCUCCUGAGGCGCUACGUGCAGGACGCCCACCUCGACACGGCGGAGCUGAUCGCGAAGAACGGCUACCCGGCGGAGACCCACACCGUGACCACGGAGGACGGCUACAUCAUCACCUUCCACCGCAUCCCGUACGGCAAGGCGGGUCCGUCCAGGAACCGGCCCGUGGUGUUCCUGCAGCAUGGUCUGAUGUGCAGCUCGGGCGUGUGGGUGCUGGCGGGCAGCGAGAAGUCCCCAGGUUUCAUUCUCGCUGACGCAGGCUACGACGUGUGGAUCGGAAACACUAGAGGAAAUCUGUAUGCCAGAAAACACGUCUCCCUGAAGCCAACAGACAGGAGGUUCUGGCAGUUCAGCUGGCACGAGAACGGCUACUACGACCUGCCGGCCCAGAUCGACUACGCCCUGCAGCGCACGGGCCAGAGCAGCCUCUACUACAUGGGCCACUCCAUGGGCACCACCUCCUUCUACGCCAUGGCCUCCUCGCGGCCCGAGUACAACAAGAAGAUCCGGGCUCACUUCAGCCUGGCGCCCGUCGCCUUCAUGAGCAACCUGAAGAGUCCCCUGCUGCGAGUCAUGUCCACCUUCCAGCACAGCCUCGAUACGCUGCUGAACCUUAUGGGCAACGGGGAGUUCAUGCCGUCCAGCGCGUUCAUCGCGAGUGUGUCAGCCAUCGCCUGCCACGACAACAGCAUGAUCAAGGAACUGUGCAGCAACAUGCUGUUCCUCGCGUGCGGCUUCAACAAGCAACAGUUCAACAUCACGUUGCUGCCGAUCAUAACGGGCCACGCACCCGCAGGGUCGUCGACCUUCCAGCUGAUCCACUACUCGCAGGGGAUGUGGUCAGGCAAGUUCCGGCGGUACAGCUACGGCACCGUCAAGAACCUGCUGACGUACGGCUCGUUGAACGCACCCGACUACGACCUCAGCAAGAUCACUGCGCCCGUCUACCUGCACUGGAGCAGCAACGACUGGAUGGCCGCCGUCAAGGACGUGAAGGAGCUGGAAAGUAAACUGCCCAACGUGAAGGAGUCCAGGCAGGUUCCGGACCCAAAGUUCAACCACCUGGACUUCAUGUGGGCCAUCGAUGUCAAACCCCUGCUCUUCGACGCGAUCCUCGCACAAAUGAAGAAGCACUGACGGCGGCAAUGUUUCCGUGAUUUCUGGCACACGACGUUGUACGCAGAUUGUAAAAAAAAAAGAAUAGCUCAUUUAGUCCAUCAUCUUACUGAGCCUAAAAAAUAAUCAAAGAAGUUAAAUAAAUAUUCCUUUGACGAA
Bacillus rossius redtenbacheri is the source of this 1560-nucleotide messenger RNA. RefSeq names its product lipase 3-like. The record is from RefSeq and is a predicted model, not a curated record. The coding region runs from base 205 to 1422 and encodes 405 amino acids. Gene Ontology annotation, molecular function: hydrolase activity, acting on ester bonds. NCBI's taxonomy places the organism in Eukaryota, Metazoa, Arthropoda, Insecta, Phasmatodea, Bacillidae. The transcript has 9 exons. Gene Ontology annotation, biological process: lipid metabolic process.